CUAACUCUGACGCGACUGAGGGUGCCUCGCAAUGCCUACUCCGGUUGCCAAAGGGAUUAUCAUCACUGUGUCGGCGCUUGUCGCUGCAGGUAUCGCGGUCUACGAAUCGCCUCAGUUCCGACAAUGGGUGAACAACUCACGGCGAAAACUCGCACUGGCACUACACCAUCUUGGCGAUGAGAUUAAUCCACGAGACGCGGCCGCUUUUAGGCAGGAUAUCUCGAUGACGGAGGAGGUGGGUGCCGCGGCUGAGGAGCGACGGCGGCUAGCGGUGGAAGAGCUUCAACGGCGGCGCAGCUUGCUCGAAGCACGUCGCAAGGCUCGAGGAGGUACACCAGCGAGCAGCUUCGAUGCCCUGGUGGAUGACAGCGGUCGACUUCUGGACAGUCCAGAGCCACACGCAAAUGACUCCAUGGCGAACUCGACUGCGGUGGAGGUGACGACGUCACAGCCGGUUCAACGCGGCAAGCAGACAGGGAACUCGACCCCCCUCAUUGAAACGGAUAGCCUGAACAACAUCGGAAAUCGUCUGCAGAUUGCCAUCCCGCAGCCUGGCUCCCAUGCUCCCUCUCUGGUUGAGUUCACACCUACUUCGGAAGCCCCGGACAAGCUUGCGGCCUCGAUGCAUUCCCAGCCCGAAGAGGGCGAGCGCCCCGUAGAAUGGGGUGGCUACCAUCGGCCCGGCUCAGCUGCUUCCAGCCACACUGAAGAAUACUCUCAGAUCAUUUAUGCUUAUCCGGAUGGUCAUGCAGUCAACGACACCAGUAGGGACUUGAGAUCUCCAUUUUCGGAUCUGUCGGACUUGGAUUCCGAGGGCCACCCCGACCAGCGCCCGUCCACGCCGUCUACAGCUGGUAGCUUCAGUCAGAUAUAUGAGUCUGCGGUGGAUGGGUCGGAGGGCACUCUGAGCGACUUUGAGCGGUCCGGUGCAGCUACGCCGGCUAGUUGGUCCGAGAUUGGCAGCGUUAUCAGCAACGAGGAACCCCAUCAUAUGUAGGCACGGAAAUGCUGGACUAAUUUUGAAGGAUUUUUGAAGGAAGG
Aspergillus ibericus CBS 121593 is the source of this 1041-nucleotide messenger RNA. RefSeq lists its product as uncharacterized. The transcript has 2 exons. The record is from RefSeq and is a predicted model, not a curated record. Bases 32 to 997 code for a protein of 321 amino acids. NCBI's taxonomy places the organism in Eukaryota, Fungi, Ascomycota, Eurotiomycetes, Eurotiales, Aspergillaceae.